This is a messenger RNA of Malassezia pachydermatis, 1689 nucleotides long. Its product is annotated as merozoite surface protein msp-1. Bases 1 to 1689 code for a protein of 562 amino acids. The record is from RefSeq and is a predicted model, not a curated record. NCBI's taxonomy places the organism in Eukaryota, Fungi, Basidiomycota, Malasseziomycetes, Malasseziales, Malasseziaceae. The transcript is spliced from 2 exons.
AUGGACGCGCAGCUGGACGCUCUGCAUACCUCCGUUGCGCAGUUGCGUGCGCAGAAUCGACGCGCAGCUACACAGGCAAGCAAGCCGGCCUAUUUUACCAAUGCUGUGCUCAACCCUACCAAGAUGGACAUCUUGGACUUGAUUCGCGAUGCGGAUGCAUUUGAGGCCUCGUUGUUUGUCGCGACACGUUCGCGCUUUGGCGAGCAUAGUGCGAGCACGUCCACAGCUGCACCAGAGCCGCCCAAGCCGGCGAUGCGUACCGUGCCGAUGCCGACGCCCUUGAAGCAGCCACAGCGCGAGGAUAGCGAUGCCCGUACGUACCUCCUCGCCGCGGAAAAACUCUUGCACAACUACCAUACGGCCCCUAGAGCACGGAAGCACAUUCGCAUGCUGCUUAAGCGCGACGGCGAAUUGCAGCGUCAUACGGCACGCUACCAGGCGACAAUUGAGCAGGCCGAACGUGCACAGCAGCAGCAGCAGCAGAGUACGCCACGGACGCCGCAACGUGGGGCUACUACACCACGCCCACCCUCGAAUGCGGCACAAACGGAGCUGGAGCGUGUGAAGGCCGAGAUCCAGCGAGAAAAGAUGGAAAUCGUCGCAUUGGAAUCCAUGCUGGCAGAUCUCUCGAACGCUGCCCAGCCGAUUGGCCCGUCACAAACCAGUCUUCGUCGCGCUAGUCCUGCACGUACGACACCACAGAAACAAACGCCACGUCGUGAUGGCCCUGCUUCUCUUCGUCAAAGCACAGUCCAGACGCCGUACACGUCCUCCCUGCGGCAGAGCUUGGCUCGUCGACAGGCCGCGACGCCUCGAACGCCAGGUAGGCCCUCUCCUGCACCUGCACCUGCGCCUAGAUCUGCAUCAACGUUGGCCGCCUCUACUAGUGCGUCGCCCGCAGCGCGACGGACCCUGCGUCAAAGCACAGCGACCUCCACGCCCACGCGCACGACGCCUCAUCGUCGCGAGCCGGCAUUGGGACGCAGCGUCGUGGGCACACCUACAAGUGCAGCCUCGCCACGUCGCACACCUACACGUGCACUGGCGCAGACCGUCAGCGGUCCUCCUACACCAGCAUCCACGGCUUCGACGACGCAGCGAUCCCCUGUACGCCGCCCUACGACGCCGUCCAAGGGGGCUAAAACGGCGAACCCGUCAUUGGUCCCGCACGGUGUCAUGCCGCCCGUUAGCGACGAAUUGGAACGCAUUACGGCUAUGCUAUGGCGUGGAUUUGGCGAGUCGAUGCGGUACGCAGCGCCUGGCUGUGCGUCGGCAUCGUACGCAGCGACGUUUGGUGUGCUUCGUGCUUUGGAGCAAUGUGCGCCACAACAAGACGAUAUGCCGUCGGGCGACGCGCCGAAUCCUACCUCGCCUCUCCCUGUGAUGGUGGUCAUGAUGGCACAUGUUCUUCUCUUGCUGAUGCGAUCUCCAGCGCCUCAUACCCUUUCUCUCCCGGCGAUCAAGACCUUCAGUGAGAAGUGGUGGAAACAGCAAGGGCAGCCCGAUCUACAGGCCGCCCAGGCACAGCCGGCGACACGCAAUACCCUGGUACAACACGUGGGCUUGGAUGCGACAGAAGGUGAGCAGACGGGCGAGGCGUUAGCAACACGCGCCGUGUACGGCCUCGUGGCCAAGAAGCUCUUACGUAUUCAACGUGCUGGCGGCGCUGCGAAUGUGCGAUUCGCGUAG